AUGCCCAAACCUUUGUACGAGUGCGCGUCGCCACACCUCCCGCCUAUUCGGAUUGACCUCAGUGAUAUUCCGAUUGAUUACACUGACGAGCAAUAUUUACAUGCUCGGAGCGCCGUCGAGGCGUACUGGAAGCAGGCCUAUAAUAUGACAAAGGUCGAACAGAUGGAAUAUCAACAACUGAUCAAGGAAGAGCUGUACAAGAAGGAAGGAAAACUGGUAACCAGACCAAGCGACCACAAUGUGUAUAGAGCCUGCCGAAAGAAGCCGAAUUGGGCAAGGUUUAUCUUUAUCCAUGCAAUCUAUGACGCCUUGGAGUUACUUGAUAGACACCUCCUGGAGGAACACCACUAUACCAGCGUCGACUGA
Trichoderma harzianum CBS 226.95 is the source of this 366-nucleotide messenger RNA. RefSeq lists its product as hypothetical. The record is from RefSeq and is a predicted model, not a curated record. NCBI's taxonomy places the organism in Eukaryota, Fungi, Ascomycota, Sordariomycetes, Hypocreales, Hypocreaceae. The transcript has a single exon. Bases 1 to 366 code for a protein of 121 amino acids.